Molecule: messenger RNA, 3701 nt
Organism: Papaver somniferum (opium poppy)
Lineage: Eukaryota; Viridiplantae; Streptophyta; Magnoliopsida; Ranunculales; Papaveraceae
Product: exportin-2-like
Exons: 2
Coding region: 145-3099 (984 amino acids)
Biological process (GO): protein import into nucleus; protein export from nucleus
Cellular component (GO): cytosol; nuclear envelope
Molecular function (GO): small GTPase binding; nuclear export signal receptor activity
Source: RefSeq, a predicted model, not a curated record
CAUUUUUCAAAUCAGAGAGAGACGAAGCCGAAGAAGUUUCUCUCUCCUCAGCUCAGUCCUUCAUCUUCUUCAAAGGUAAAACCCUACCCUAGUUUACAGAUUUUGAUUUCUUUCUUCAUCGUUAAACCCUAGAAAUCCAUCGUCAUGGAGUGGAAUGCAGAAACCCUAAAAAUCUUAUCAGAAUGUUUCUUACACACACUAUCACCAAAUCAUGAACCUCGUAGACAAGCUGAAUCAUACUUAUCAGAAGCAUCUGAUAAACCUAAUUUCGGUCUCGCCGUUCUUCGUUUAGUUGCUGAGACGAACAUCGAUGAUCAGAUCCGUAUUUCUGCUGCUGUUAAUUUCAAAAAUCAUCUUAAAUCGAGAUGGAUUUCGGUAGAAACGAACAAGAAUCACCGUGGUAAUAACAAUCCUGAUGCUCCUGUUUUGUCUCCAAUUGAUGAUACUGAGAAGGAACAGAUUAAACAGUUGAUUUUGCCAUUGAUGUUGUCUGCUUCGCCGAGGAUACAGAGUCAGUUGAGUGAAGCGUUGGUUGUGAUUGGGAAACAUGAUUUUCCUAAAGCUUGGCCUGCGUUGUUACCUCAGAUUGUUACGAGUUUGAGACAAGGUAUGGAGAAUAAUGAUUAUGUUACUGUUAAUGGGAUUUUAGGUACUGCGAAUUCGAUUUUUAAGAAGUUUAGGUAUCAGUAUAAGACGAAUGAUUUGUUGCUUGAUUUGAAAUAUUGUCUUGAUGGUUUGGCUGCGCCGUUGCUUGAGGUUUUUAUGAGGACUGCCAAUGUGAUUGAUAGUAUGGUUGGUGGUGGUGCUGUUACCGCUGCCAAUCUGAAACCACUUAUGGAGAGUCAGAGGCUUUGUUGUAGGAUUUUCUUUAGUUUGAAUUUUAUGGAAAUACCUGAGUUUUUUGAAGAUCAUAUGAAGGAGUGGAUGGGGGAGUUUAAGAAGUAUUUGACUAGUACUUAUCCUGCUCUGGAAGGUGGUGGUGGUGAUGGUUUGGCACUUGUGGAUGAUCUUAGAGCUGCAGUAUGUGAGAAUAUUAGUUUAUAUUUGGAGAGGUAUGAGGAGGAGUUUGCAGGUUACUUGAAGGAUUUUGCACUUGCAGUUUGGACACUUUUGGUUGGGGUUUCAUCGGCGACAGGUCGUGACAGGUUAACUAUUACCGCGAUUAAGUUUUUGACUACAAUCAGUACGAGUGUACACCACAACUUGUUUGCCGGAGCUGAUGUAUUGCAGCAGAUUUGUCAGUCUAUUGUGAUUCCGAAUGCAAGAUUAAGGGAAGAGGAUGAGGAGUUGUUUGAGUUCAAUUACGUGGAGUUUGUUCGGAGGGAUAUUGAGGGGAGUGAUGUUGACACUAGGAGGAGGAUAGCAUGUGAGUUACUCAAAGGAAUUGCCACCAACUAUAAAACAGAAGUUCAAUCCAUUGUUGUGGAACAAAUUAAAAAUAUGUUGGCUGUUUUUAAUGCAAAUCCAGCUGAGAAUUGGCGGGAUAAGGAUUGUGCUAUUUACUUGGUUGUUUCCCUUGCAACAAGAAAGGCUGGAGGAACUUCUGCCUCAACUGAUCUUGUCGAUGUCGGUGAAUUUUUUGGAUCAGUUAUUAUCCCAGAGAUUCAAAGCCAGUCCGGUUCUGCCAUGUUGAAAGCUGGUGCUUUGAAGUUCUUUACAGUUUUCAGGAAUGAGAUACCGAAGCAGACUGCUGUUGGAUUGAUGGGUGAUGUUGUUCGGUUCCUCGCAUCAGAGUCAAAUGUCGUUCACUCUUACGCUGCAAAUUGUGUUGAAAAGCUCUUGUUAAUCAAGGAUGGAGGGCAGAGGAGGUUUAAUUCCACUGACAUCAACCCCUUCCUUCCGAUUCUCAUGACUAACCUUUUCAAUGCCCUUAAGUUUCCCGAAUCAGAAGAGAAUUCUUAUGUAAUGAAGUGUAUAAUGCGGGUUCUCGGAGUUGCUGAUUUUUCUCAAGAAGUUGCUGGACAUUGUAUUACUGGUUUGACACAUCUUCUCAGCGAGGUUUGCAAAAAUCCGAAGAACCCUGUCUACAAUCACUAUCUGUUUGAGGCAGUAGCGGGUUUGGUUGGGCGGGUGUGUGAGAAGGAUCCUUCUUUGAUACCAACCUUUGAAGCUAGCAUAUUUCCAAUACUCCAAUAUAUUUUGGGCCAGAAUGUCACUGAAUUUUGGCCUUAUGCUUUCCAGCUAUUAGCACAGCUCGUCAAUCUGAAUAAACCACCUCUUCCAGCUAGUUAUAUGUCGAUCUUUGAGCUUCUCCUUGCAACCGAGACAUGGAAGGGACACGCUAACACACCUGCUCUUGUUCAGCUUCUUCAGGCCUAUCUGAAGAAGGCUCCUGAUGAACUGAGCCAAGGGGGUAGGCUUGGCCAAGUGCUCGGGAUAUUUCAAAAGCUCGUCGACAUACCAAGCACAGAAGAGCUAGGGUUUUAUGUGCUGAACACCAUUAUAGAGAACCUCAGGUAUGAUGUGAUCGCACCUUUUGUUACUCACAUCUGGACUGCGCUCUUUACAAAGCUCAUGCAGAGUCCCAAGGUUAAAUUCAUCAAGUGUAUGGUGAUAUAUAUGUCACUAUUUUUGGUCAAGUAUGGACCUCCAGCACUCACUGAUUCAAUCAACGCCAUUCAGAACGAUGGAAAAUUACUUGGUAGUAUAAUCGAGCAGUUUUGGAUACCUCAUCUGAAAUCCAUAAUUGGGACAAUUGAGUUGAAGUUAACUGCUGUUGCUUCGACCAGAUUAAUAUGUGAAUCUACAGUCCUCUUGGAUCCUGCAGCUGCUGCUACUUGGGGGAAAAUGUUGAACAGCAUUGUUACCCUUCUCUCUCGACCAGAAGAAGAAAGGGUUGAUGAAGACCCAGAAGUGCCAGAAAUUGGGGAGAAUGUGGGUUACAGUGCUAGCUUUGUGCGUCUCCACAAUGCUGGAAAGAAAGAUGAAGAUCCUGUUAGUGAUAUAAGGGACCCGAAGGAGUUCUUGGUAAGGUCUUUGGCAAGGCUCUCAGCUAUGAGUCCUGGAAGGUAUCCGACAAUUAUUCAACAGUCUUUGGAUCCAGCCAAUCAAACAGCAUUGCUCCAGCUCUGCAGCACAUACAAUUGCACCAUAGUCUGAGAAUUAUUUUGCAGUAAUAGUAGGUUACAAGAAAAUGAAAAAAAGGCUACUCAAAAAAAAAAAAAUUGGGGUCUGGUGAAUCCUACAAUGCAUUUGUGAGGUGGGAUCGGUUGCUUCUAUACGCUGGAGAUUGCAGUGAACUGGUUCGUGUCACUUGUGUCUCCUAUGCUGAUAGAUAUUGAAGAUUACUGCAGAUCGGGUCGUCAUCAGGUCAUUUUGCAUUUAGUUUGUUGUCAUUUUUCCUACUCAACUUUUUCUCAGUUUCAUAUUUGGAGGGGUUCAAAUAUGCAUAGCACUAUCUUUUUUUACUUGGUGUCUUUUGUAAUGGGAAAAAGGGACAAAAGAGGAAAAAACUGUAUCCCUCCCAAAGUAUAGUGUUGUCGGUGAGUCUGUUAAAUUGAGUCACUUUUAUCUUCAGGGGAAAGUUGUCGUCGAGAGUAUAGAUAGUGUUGUUGAUGAGUUGGUUAGUUUUUGAGGCACUUUUCUUUGGGGAAAAGUUGUCGGAGUCGGUCACCUCAUAUAGUACUGGGCACUUCAUAUGGAAAAUCAUUCAUACAUCUUUUUAGUCUUCUUCACUGUUGUUAUUUCAUCUUUUUGAUUUU